AAAUUUUAAAUUAUGUAAAUUCAAAGUUUUUUGUUUGUUUUUUAAAAAAUGAGGACGUGGACAAUUAGCUCAGUUCAUUAGUGUGGUGCUCAUUAAAAAAAAGAGGGAUAUGAUUAUAGAGUUCUAUCCAAGAUACAUGGAAUACCUAGGGCUAGUACAGAUGUUUAGUAGUCUAGGUAUAUCACUACGGUGGAAGUAAAAUUAGAAGUAAAUCCAAGACUAUGAAAGGAUCUAAAGUGUGAUAUGAAUGGAGAGGAUCUGGUAUAAUCCAGGUCUCUGCUAACAUCUACAGAGCCACAGAGCUGUUACCACAGAAGACAGUGUAAAUCUAUCCUAGACAUGUCUAAUCGAAGAUGAUGCCAGGACCUGUGCACAUACCACACCCUGCAAGCAUCCUCGAGUUCAAAUCACUGUUGCAGUUUCCAGUUUGAAAUGCCAGUUAUGUGUGUGACUGUUUCUCCUAUCUGACAAAUACCUACAAGGACUCCACAUUUAUGUUUUAAAAUCUGUCUGUGGCACAAAAUAAGAGUCUAAAAAUGAUUUCAAUGCCUUGAUGUCUUCACAUAAUUUCCACCGAAUAAUACUAAUUUCAAAAGCAAAUAGAAGGCAAAAGCAAUCAGCUAAAGGAGGUCAAAAGAAACGAAGUGGAAAGCCCUCCCCAUUCUGGGGGUGGAGAUUUGCUCUACAAAGCUUCUUGUCACCCCAGAGCCAGCUAGAGCAGUUGGUGCUUCUGCCUUCCACGUGACGUGUGUUGAGUUGCAGCGGAAAGGAAAUGUGUCAUCUGUGGUUUGGUUUGAAAAGUGGAAAACUAGCUGUACGCAUCCUCCUAAAAAACUGCAGAUUUCAGUUUUGUAGUCUUCAAACUGUUCUACUUUAAGUAAGAAAAGAAGAAAAGAAGUGGCUGAUUAAAUAAAGAGUGUGGCAGAGCAUUUGUAAGAUACCAGUAUACCAGUGGGCAUGGAACAUACAGGACAGUACCUGCGUCUCUUUUUCCUGAUGACAACAGUGUGUACCUUGCCUCCAGGAACAAAAGCAAACUAUACACAUCUGUUGGCUGACAAUGUCCCUGCUUGGGGCUCUGGUAAUGAAAACAGCACGAGCAGACAUCAAAGUGAGAGGAGUGCAGACCCUGUCAGCCCUACAGUGGAUCACAGAGUGAGCUCCACAGGCAUACUUGCAUCAUCUCCCGCUGUGUCUUUAACCCAGACACCUACAUCGAAGUCCUCCGGGCCCCACGUCUUCAGAAACAGUUCUCCAACAGCAGAGAUCAUUGAAAGCACAAGCAAAAGUCAUGGGGAAACUUUUAAAAAGGACGUCUGUGAGAAAAACAACAGCAACAUGGCCAUGCUAAUUUGCUUAAUUGUAAUUGCUGUACUUUUUCUUAUCUGUACACUUCUAUUUCUAUCAACUGUUGUUCUGGCAAACAAAGUAUCAUCUCUCAGAAGGUCAAAACAAGUAGGCAAGCGCCAGCCUCGGAGCAAUGGUGACUUUCUGGCAAGCAGUGGGCUCUGGACUGCGGAAUCGGACACUUGGAAAAGAGCAAAAGAGCUCACAGGCUCCAAGCUCCUGAUGCAAUCUACUGGUGUACUCCCAGCUACCAGGGAAAGGAAGCAUGAAGAAGGAACUGAAAAACUCAACUAGACCACACGGAAAGGGAAAUGCAGAGCAGCAAUGAGGAAGGCUGGAUUGAAAAGAAAGUUGGCUGGUGGUGGUAUUUAACACCAAUUGUUUGUUCAGAUGUCUGAUGAAAAAAUCUGACGUGUAGUUUAGCAUCAAAAAAAAAAAAAACAGAAAGGAAAAUAUAUGUCUGCUGAA
Molecule: messenger RNA, 1815 nt
Organism: Alexandromys fortis (reed vole)
Lineage: Eukaryota; Metazoa; Chordata; Mammalia; Rodentia; Cricetidae
Gene: Evi2a
Product: ecotropic viral integration site 2A
Exons: 2
Coding region: 958-1641 (227 amino acids)
Cellular component (GO): membrane
Source: RefSeq, a predicted model, not a curated record